Messenger RNA from Vicugna pacos (alpaca), 1022 nucleotides. It is a transcript of the gene DMAC1, whose product is annotated as distal membrane arm assembly component 1. Lineage: Eukaryota; Metazoa; Chordata; Mammalia; Artiodactyla; Camelidae. The record is from RefSeq and is a predicted model, not a curated record.
UUUACGUCAGUUCGAUCCGUAAGCUCCUACGGCUGAAACCGAGUUCCUCGAUAUGGGUUCCUUCGUUUCCCAGCCUUUGGAUUCCGCCAAGGUCGCUGCACCUCCUGAGGCUGCCUCCUCCGCCAAGCCCGCGCCCAUCUCUGCACCCGGAGUGGCGACCUCUCCAGCGCAAUCUCCUCUAUUUAAUAAUUGCUGGAGCUGUCGCGUGCUCUCCGGGUCGGGGCUGAUAGGGGCGGGCGGGUACGUGUACUGGGUGGCGCGGAAGCCCAUGAAGCUGGGAUACCCCCCCGGUCCAGGGACUAUUGCACAGAUGGUCUUCGGCAUCAGCAUGGCUUGUUGGGGUGUGGUCAUACUCUCAGACCCCAAAGGGAAGGCUUUCCGUGCUGGUUGAAAGUACCACCAGUGAAUUUGUCAUCUCUCCAUGUCCCCAUGACAUAGAGCAAACAUAAGAUCAUAUGGAUAUUCUGGACAGAAACAUGGACAUUGACAGACUUCAGUCCUGCGGAUACUACAAGACUGAAAAGACAAACAUGAUUGUCAUUCAUUGGCAGUGAUUGCUUGUGGCCUUCUUCGCAGAUUCCGCAGGGAUCAAUAAAUCCCUCAGAGAAGAGAAGAGUUUCUACGUCUUAUCUGGGGAGGGAGAGUAUACUUUAAAAAAAAAAGGAAAUGAUAAACCAAAUAGGAAUGUGAGCUAAACUUAUUUUAAAUAGUUCUUUUACCCUCUCCCAUAAUUGGGUCAACACCUACUAUCAACCUAAUCCUGGAUAGGCAUCAUGCAAUAAGCUGAAGUACAAUUCAGUUAUGUGAUGUUAGUGCAUAUAGAAGUUCUAAGUUAGCAGGGACCAUAGAGGACCCAAAGCAGGGUACUUCCUUAAAGGCCCAUGACACAUGGUCAUCAACUAAAAUACCAAUGAAGACAAGUUACUACCUACUUAAAAGGCAGGCCAUUCUAUUGAUGGACAGCUAUAGUCCUGAAAUUUUCUUAGGUUAAACCCAAAUUACAUAAAUCUAACUUGCUGGUC